Molecule: messenger RNA, 8893 nt
Organism: Nymphaea colorata (pocket water lily)
Lineage: Eukaryota; Viridiplantae; Streptophyta; Magnoliopsida; Nymphaeales; Nymphaeaceae
Exons: 3
Coding region: 4622-6952 (776 amino acids)
Molecular function (GO): protein dimerization activity; DNA binding
Source: RefSeq, a predicted model, not a curated record
UGAUCACAAUCACCUGUCAGGAUAAUGUCAUCAACAUAAACUACCAUAACAACUAUACAUUUGGAGGUAUUCUUGAUGAAUAGAGAAUGAUCAAACGGAGAUCUUUCAAAUCCACACCGUGAAACGACCUCAAAUUGUAACACUAGACUUCUGUAGGUGGAACGGAUCGGGUCCAGACCCAAACCCAAACCCACUUGCAUGUUAGCCUGACGCCCUCUUCUCCCUCGUCUUUCCCUCUUCUCCCUCGUCUUCCUCUCAAUCCCCCUUUGUUGCCUCUCAUGCCAGCGCAAAGAAGAAGAAGAAGACGGAGGUUGGUGUAAUGCGGCAACGAGAACGGUGGCGCUGGCGCUCAGGUAAGGCUUCUGACUUCUCUCCGCCUCCUCCUUCCUCUUCCUUCUUCUCCUCCUCCCUCCUGCACAGCCUUCUCUCCUUUCCGUCAGCACCCUCCUUCUGCCCACACGAUUUCUCUCUCCCUCUCCCUCUUUGCUCAAGCUCUCUCCUCGUCCCUUCUGUCUCCUCCUCACCAUCUCCCCCAUGUCCCUCACUCGAUUUCCCCUCUCUGCUUGUCUCUCCCCUCUACCCGAACCCUCUCUCACUCGUCUUCAGCCACCCCUGCAGCUACCGUGGGGUUCUUCUAUCGACAAACCCCCCCUUUUUUUACCUCUCUUUCGCUAAAUCUUACCAUAUUUAUUGUUGUUGGAUUGGAUUGCAGUUUGGGGACACAAUUUUUCCUUAUAACAACGACUAGAAUGCGUUGGUGUGGCGGCAUUGAAGGAUUUUAGCCGCUUGAGGAUCACUCGAACUAGGGAGGUGGCUGUCGGGAGGACUGCAGCAGCUAAGACUUUGAAAUUGGGGUGAGGCUAAGACUUUGAAAUUGGGGUGAGCAAGGCCUAAUCAAGCCUAGAUGGUUGAAUAUUUUCUGUUGGAGCAUGUAUAAUUGUUGAUUGAGCAUGCUAGAAUUAAGAAUUGAUGAUUUAGGAUAUAUGUUAGCGACUUUGCUUUUUGGAGAAAGUCUAGGAUUAUUUUGGAGAUGCGAUGAUCCAUGCUUAUAAUGACCUUUUUAACAUGAUAAGUUGAUUCUCGAAGCUAUUGGGAAACAUGGUAGAGAUUUGAUGGGGUUAUGAAGAUUUAGAAUCAUUUUAGUGAACACGUGGCUCAUGCGAUUGUCGACGUUGUUGGUUGGGAGAGAGUAGGUAAGCGGAGUGUAAUUAUUGGGAAGACGUCUCAACUAUGGAAGCAAGGGAGAAACAUAUUAGUGAUUGGUUCAAUCGUAAGCGCAGAGCUUAAAUCAUUUGGUGACAACCUAAAGGAGUUGAGAAGAAGCCUAUUGGAGGGCUUUGUGGGUCGACACUACCAUUCGACACCUUCUUGAGGCGAUGGCAUGCCUCAAUGAUUAUAUUUUACACUUGUAUAUAUUGUAAAGUGAAAUAAGUAGAAAUCUUAUCACUUGCUUAUGUUUGCAAGUACACCGGGCACGUCCAGUUAGACCUUGAGCAACAAGACAUGAAGCUCGAAGCAUUUUGAAGUGUUUUGUGGAUGCGUGACAGGUAUGGCGGCAUUCCAGGCAAAUUUCUACCUGGGGCCAACAUGUGAAUGUGUGCUUUCGGGAUCAUGGGAUCCUACGAUUGUGAUGUGAAUAAACGAUUGUGUUGUGAGUGAAUGUAUGUAUGCAUGCGCAUGAUUUGCUAUGUGAUAAGUUUUGUUUUGGAAAGCUAUUAGAAGCUUGUUUUAAAAACUAUUACGCAUUUGCAUGUGCAUGCUCAAAUUGAUAACUGCUUAGGACAGAUGAGGUGGGGUAUCGAGUCGAGUAUCUCCUCGACCCCGAUUGUGCAUUAGAAAGCAUCCUAGAAUGGUAACUGUAUAGGACAACUACGAGUCAAUCACGGAUGGAGACUACUCUCUGGGAUUUGGCUAAGUUUUGAAAGAUGUGAACGAUGUAUUGGAUAAAUGUGAAUUUUGAUGAAUGUGAAUGUUGUGAAUUGUUGUAUAUACAUUGUCGUGAGCAAUAAUGCAAUUGAAUGAGAUUGAAAGGUAGUUGUACCCGUAUUGUUAUGACGGCUAGCUAAGAAUGUUAAUGAUAAGUGUAGCCCUCGUGUGGAGGCAAUUGGAGGUGUGGGUGCACUCGUGAAGUGAACCAACUUCAUGGGCUAGCCAGUCAUUUUGUAAAUGUGUAAUUAUAAUGAUAAGAAUGAAAGAAUAAGAGAUGAAAGGCCAAUGAGUUGUGGCAUUAUGUUUGGGAGUUGUCCCGCCUUCGCCACUAGUCUCGCAUGUUCAAAGACACAUUUAGAGCCAAUAAUAUCACAAUUUUAAGGAGGAUCAACCAAUUCUCAGGUACCACGCUGUAAGAGAGUAUGCAUCUCAUCUUGCAUGGCUUUUCGCCAUUUACAGUCUAGUAAUGUCUGUUGAUGACUAGUUGGUACAGUAUGAACUAUCAUAGGCUCAUAGCAUAAAGAAACUGUAGUAAGUUGUUAUCAAGGUGGUCAGUGGAAACAAAUUAUGAGAUAGGAUGCAUAGUACACUGUCUCUUGCCUUUGCGCAGGGCUAUAGGCAAGUCCUGAGAAGGAUCAAUGUCAGGUAUACUUACUUCAAUGGAGAUCACAUCCCAAAAAGAUUCUGAUGGUCGACCAUACAUCCCAAAAAGAUUCUGAUGGUCGACCAUGAGAGGGAUCCUGCCGACGAGUGUAUAUCAAUGGAGGGUCCUGAAACCUAUUCAUAGUCGGAGUAGGAGAGGGAAAAGACGGCAACAGGAUUGGAGGGAUAGGUAGAGGAAUAGGACAUGGCAUCUCAGAUGACACAGAAGUAGGACUGAGACUCAAAGAAAGUGACAUCCGCACUGAUAUACUCUUUGCGAGUUAUCGGAUCAAAGCACUUGUACCCUUUUUGGUUUCGAGGAUAGCCAAUGAAUACACACUUAAUGACUUGAGCAGCAAGUUUAUCACGUUUAGGCCCAAGGAUGUAAACAAAACAGGUACAGCCAAAUACUUUUGGUGCAACAGGAAGUAAGCUUCGAUUGGGAUAAACAAGUUUAAUCGGUAUUUUGUUGUCAAUAGAGGAUGACGGUAAACGAUUUGUCAGGUAACAAGGCAUGAGUAUGGCAUCACCCCAUAAGUAUGCAAGUAUAUGAUUAGAAGUUGCCUAUGUUUUCGUUCGACAAAUUCAUUCUAUUGUGAGGUAUGAGGACAUGUAAAUUGAGGAGAGAUACCAUUUUCAGCACAAAAGGUCAUUAAGAUAGAUGAUUUGAACUCAAGAGCAUUAUCAGUGCAAAUACACUUAACCAGAGAACCAAACUGAGUUUUUAUUUCAAUAAUCAUAUUUUUGAGAAUAGGUACUACUUCAAACCUUUCUUUCAAAAAAAAUACCCAACUAACUCGAGAGUAAUCAUCAACAACAACCAGAAAAUACGUAAACUUAGAUCGGUUAGCAACCUUGCUAGGACCCCACACAUCAACAUGAAGAAGAUCAAACAACCCUUGACUUGAUGGACUAAGACUCGAAGGAAAACUACUACGAGUAUUCUUGCCAAGUUGAGAGGCCUCACACUGAAACGACUCUGGGACUGAAAGGUGAGGUAGAAUGGAAAGGAGCUUGGACCCUGAAGGAUGACCAAGCCUGAGAUGCCACUAAAAGGGUGUAGAAUCUGAUGUAGAAGAUGUAGCAGCAAGAGCCAUAGGGGCUGACAGGAUGUAGACGCCCCCUUUUUCAUAGUCACCACCAAUAGUCUUCCUAGUUUGUAAGUCCUAAAAUGAGCAUGCACCAGGGUAAAAAAUAAUGCGACAGUGUAAAUCAGUAGUCAACUGUUUAACAGAAAGCAAAUGGGAUGGAAACUCAGGAGCAUAUAAGACAUGUGAAAUGAUCAUAGACUGAGAAAGUUUCACAUCUCCAUAACCCAAUAUAGGUGACAUUCUACCAUCUGCAAUUUUGACAUGACGUGGCUGAGAGAAUCUAUGCAACGUAAUGAACAAACUAGGUCUACUGCAGAAAUGUCUCGAUGCUCCUGAGUCAAUAAUCCAAGAGAUACUUGAAUCAGGCGUGGAUGUACCCGUAGAGAGAGCUCAAUCAAUCAAAGUAGUGGAAGCUGAAGCCUGUGAGCAAUGUUAUCCGUAUCGUACGAUACGAACGCGUAUCGUACGAUACGUAUCGUCCGUAUCAACGUUUUCGAUACGUUACACCUAUUAAAUACGAUACGCGUACGUAUCGUGCGAUACGGUGGGCGUAUCGCACGAUACGCGUACGUAUCGUGCGAUACGGUGGGCGUAUCGCACGAUACGUGCGAUACACCCCCGUAUCGCACGAUACGGGAGUAAAAUUUAAAAAGGGGCCGUCGGGCCCCUUUUUGCUUCUUAUUCUCAAACCGACGCUCCUCUCUCUCUCUCUUCUUGUUUCUCAACACUGCGAGGGACGUGGGAGGGAGAGAUUUUCUCCAUUGCAUCAAGAUUUGCCGGUGAAGAAGCUUCAUUUCUCGUUGUGGGGAGUCUUGGGACGGUGGGAAGCUUGGAGAAAGAGGGUUUUUUGGUUUUUAACACCAAGAAGGUAAAAAAUAACUCAUUUUUGCCGUUGAAUCGUUCAUUUCUCUUAUUUCCUACAUUUAUUUGUAUGUUUUUACUUGUUUUGUGAAGAUAUAAUGUCGGAUCCUGCAUGGCAGUGGUGUACAAGGGUGAAUCCCAAAGAUAGAUUAAGAGUUAAGUGCAAUUAUUGUAAGCAAAUCAUAUCAGGAGGGAUUUCUCGCUUUAAACACCAUAUAGCUGGUACACACAGCGAUGUGGCUGCUUGCAAUGGCUCCCAAGAGAUCCCAUUGCCAGCGUAUGUAAAGCACCAGUGUCAGCAGCUUCUUGAUGCAGUGAAAGCAAGUAGGAUUGAAAAGGACAUGGAAGAUGCGGAGGAAGGAUAUGGGGACCCACAUGAAGGAGAAGAAAGUGAAGGUGAAUAUGUUCAACUUGAACAAGAAGAUGUUGGUGUCAGUUUGGGAACAACUAAAGGGAAAGGCAUCAUGCAUGGAGGUGGUUCUUCUGCAACUGCAACCAGAAAAAGAAGAGGUGCAAGUAUAAGUUCAGUUUCACGAGGACGUGGCAGAAGUCAGGGUCGUACUGGUGGUGGUAGAGUACCUACUAUGAGGUCGAGCAAUAUGUCUGGUUCGAUCAAGAAUUUUUUUCCCAAUUAUACUGCUGCUGGUGCUCAGCCUGAGAUUCGUAUAGCCAUGCAAUCAAAGGAUAUUAUUGAAGCAGCAGAUGAAACCAUAGGAAGGUGGUUCUAUGAUGCAUCCAUUCCCUUCAAUGCAGCAAACUCUUAUCAUUAUCAGCCUAUAGCAGAUGCGAUUGCUAGUGUAGGGCGAGGGUAUAAAAUGCCCUCUUUUCAUAAAUUGCGAGGUAAAAUUCUCAACAAUAUAGUUAGAGAUGUGAAGACAUAUUGUGAUGAACUAAAAUUGAGUUGGAAAGCUACAGGAUGCAGUGUAAUGGCAGAUGGGUGGACAGACAUCAAGAACAGAACAUUGGUAAACUUCCUUGUAUAUUGCCCUCUUGGUACUAUGUUCUUAAAAUCUGUUGAUUUGUCUGAUACUCCGAAGACUGCUGAUGUGUUGUUUGGGAUUUUUGAUAAAGUUAUAGAAGAAGUUGGGCCUGAAAAUGUCGUACAAUUUAUCACUGAUAAUGCAGCAAAUUAUAAAGCUGCAGGUGAAAUGUUAGCAGCACGAUAUGGGACAUUUUAUUGGAGUCCAUGUGCUGCUCACUGUGUAAAUCUUAUGCUUCAGGAUCUUGGUGAAAGGGAUGAUAUGAAGUUGACAGUUCACAGAUGCCAAGAAAUCACGAAGUUUAUUUACAAUCAUGCUUAUGUCUUGAAUUUGAUGAGGAAAUUCACAAAUGGGGCUGAAUUGAUUCGACCUGCACAAACACGGUUUGCUACAAAUGUUUUGACUGUGCAGGGUAUAGUCAAGCAAAGAUCUUCUCUCAGGCAGAUGUUUUCAAGUGAUGAUUGGGCUGCAUAUCCACAUGCCUAUAAAAGAAAGGCUACGACAGUUGUGGAUACCAUCUUCGAUGUUGACUUUUGGGAAUCAUGUGUGCACUUAUUGAAGAUUUGUGUACCUCUAGUGAAAGUCCUCAGAUUAGUUGAUAGUGAAGAUAGACCUUCUAUUGGAUAUUUAUACGAGUCUAUGGAUAGAGCCAAGGAGGCCAUUAGAGAUAAUAUGAAGGGAAAAAAGAAGUUGUACAUGCCUAUAUGGAAGAUUAUAGAUGAAAGGUGGUCUGGACAACUUCAUCGCCCACUUCAUGCGGCAGCCUACUACCUAAAUCCUGCCAUUAGAUAUCUUCCCACUUUUAAGAAGGACAGAGAGGUCGAGUAUGGCAUGUUGGAUUGCAUUGAUGUAUUAGUAAGUGAUAGUAAAGAACAAGACGCUAUCCAUAUGUCGAUCAACAAAUAUGAUACGGCUUCUGGUACCAUGGCGAGAGACACAGCAGUUCGAUGCAGGACAACUAUGCGUCCAGAUUUGUGGUGGGAAAGGUUUGGGCUUGAUUGCCCAGAAUUAAGGAAGCUUGCAAUUAGAAUCCUCAGUCAAACAUGUAGUGCAACUGGAUGUGAAAGAAAUUGGAGUGUAUUUCAGCACAUCCAUAGUAAGAAGAGGAAUAGGCUGGAACAUAAAAGGUUGAAUGACCUUGUUUAUGUUCGUUAUAAUAUGAAGUUGAGACAAAGGCAACUAGAAACAACAUCUACGAGGAAGCAUCACAAUCAAUAUGAUCCUAUCUUCAUUGACCAUUUUGAUAUAUUAGAUUCUUGGGUUGAAGAAGAACCAGCUGCAAUACUUGAUGAGGACGAUCUUGAUUUUUUGAAUGUUGAAGGAGCGGCAGAGAUUGUUGAAGAAGGAGAGGCUGGGGGGGAGCAAUGGAAUGUUGGUGACAUUCCAUUUGCAACAGAGGGGAUAGAAGAAGAAGUUAAUGAAGGAAGUGAAGAUGAUGAUGAAGAAUGAAGAUGAUGAUGCAAAUGACGAUUGACGAUGCUUUUUGUUUUGAGUUUUGAAAACUAUGUCAAUAUGUUCUGAGUUUUGACUUCUGAACUUAUGAAUUGUGAUGUAAUUGAAUACUCUUAGGUUGUUUAGUAUGUUAUUUUGUUUUUUGAAUGUUUGAUUUCUUAUUUUGGAAUGUCUUGUUCAUAUGCAUAGCUCACAGGUCAUACUUCAUAUACAUGAAUGAUGAAUGUUCCUUUAAAUACAUUUUUCUUGAAUUUUUCUGAUUUUUUUUCUAUUUUUUAUAAAUUUUUAAUAUUUUUUACAAAUUAAAAAAUUAAUUUUACGAUACGUUACGAUACAUUUACGAUACGUUACGAUACGGCGUAUAGGUCGGCCCGACCGAUACACGAUACGAUACGACAGUGAUAACAUUGCCUGUGAGGCUUUGUGUGCCAAAAACUCUCAUACUCAGAUCUGUCAAUGCUAACUGUGACUAUAGAUCCAAAGGAGGAGGGAUUCCCAGUUCCUGUAUAAUCAUUGCCACCAUCUGGUUUGUUAAUCUCGGCCAUAAUGAACAUUGCAGCGAGCGCCAAAACAAUUUUGCAGCAGUUUGAACACACAAAAGAACGUCCAACUUGUAAUUAAUCAGUCAGGUAAGGGGUUGAUCAACAACACAGAACUCAACAAUAUCACUCACAGUCGCAGCACCACUGUCACACGUCAAGGGGCUGAUCAGACUGCCACAUGUCACUAAUGUCACAGCGAUGAUUAUGCCAACAUCUUCUAAGUAUAUGUAUACUUUUUCAAAGUCAGACGUGAGCAGUAAUAUCAUAAGCUGUGCAUAGACAUAACGACAGCCAACAAAAAACUUAUUUUCAGACAACUUCAGAACUUUCAACUUGACCUCAAACUUCAACGACAUAAGAAAACAGUGUUGUGCAUCAUUCUACGACUUCCACUACAAAAAAAAAAUCAGACUUGCUUGCACGACAUUGGUUUCCUCCACACGACUUCAAGAAUGCAUCGACCUAAGGUUUUAAGAAACCCUAGGUUGAGCAAACGAAUCUGCCCAAGAUGUGAGCAGACUUGCUCACAGAAGUCUGCCUAGAAAAUCAGACGUGAGAGAGUACAAAGGAAGUACCAAUAGAUUGCGUAGGUCCCCAAAUGUUCAUAUUACAGUCGGCAGUCUUGAGAGAGCAACGUCCUUAAGACAUUAACUAAUGUAGACUCCCACACCGUUGUGCAUAUAAAUUUCUGUUGAUGUCCACGACUUCAAUGUAUCUACAUCCAGAAAUUGAUAUAUUUUUUUUUAUCAGAUCUGAUAUGAUCCACAUUUCAGAACUGAGCAACGACCAACGUGAUCUGGCCCGAACUUCUUCUUCAAUAGCAGCAACUAAGAAGCUUCGGAUACAACCCUUUGUAGUCUUCCGCAUGCCAAAUAAAAAAAAAUUGUUCCACAGCAACUCCCACGCGCAACUUCCACGUAGUUGCUUAUGCUGCACUACAUCCAUGUUAGGGACCUAAUCACACAUACCUCUCAUGUGGGAUUAGAUUCCCCUUCCACGCUGCUCCACUAUUUCUCGAUCAGCAGAGAGAAGAGAGAAAGAAAAGAAAAUAAAUAGGAAGAGAUAGGAGAGAUAGAAUAGGAGAAGAGGUCGCCGGAAAAUCACGUCAACUGUCACCGGAGAGGGAUGGAGACCCCUGGCUCUAAUACCAUGUUUCAAAAGAUGGAGAAAAGAGAGGGAACAAAAGAGAACGAGAGAGAGAGAGUGAGAAUAAACUAUCGUACCUUCAUUGCUAACCCUAAUCUCUUAUUUAAAGAGAGAAUAGGGGUCAGCUAGAGUCUUUACACAAGAGUGACACAUAAAGAUAUAAAUGACUAAAGAAGACUCUAACUUUUAAAUAAUCAGAAAACUACCACACUUAAAUAUAAACUUUCUAAUUUCAACACAAGGCAAAGAA